AUGCGUGUGUAUGUGGCCUCACCCUUCCCCGAAUUCGCACACAGCCAAUCACAGCUGUCCGUCACCGGUUUAUAUGAGGAAGGUGCGGAAACAGGAGCGAUCAGUCAAAUUUUAGGCGGACAUAAUCACCACUGUACGCACACGCACACCUACCGGCAGAGUUCAACGCAGUUGGAAUUUAUGCUGGCAAUGGCUAUCAAAACUCGACUGGCAUACUACGUUUUCCUCACGUUGUUUUGCACCCUUGUGGCGGGAGGUGGCAUAUUCGAAAUUCGUGUUGAAAGAUUUCAACUGGACGAGAACUUCCCAGCUGCCAAAUGCUGCCCUCAGGAUGACGAUGAAGAUGCUGACAGGUCCUUCACCGCCUGUCUUGCCAAAUGCCAAUUCCUCGUUCGGGUUUGUCUGGACAAAUAUCAGACCGUCUGGAAUGCUAACAGGCAACCUGAAUGCCCAUUAGGGAGUAAAGUCGCUCCACUUCCGUUAGCACAGCUGAAGAAGCCACUGGUCAACAUCAGUUUUCCUGUUCUAACAACGUGGAGGGAAAAUUUUACACUAAUACUGGAUAUUCUCCAUGGCACCGGUGAAACAAAUCCACCAAAAUUGCUCUUCCGACUACCCUCAAAUGAAGUCAACUUUACUUCGCACCACCACUGGAAAGUGAAAUCAUUCGGGAGUCGCUCACCGCUUGCAUACGGAAAACCACACUCUCAAAUGGCGCCCACACAACGUGGAAUCGGGCUCAGCGUUCUCACGACGUUCACUUUCAAAUGUUCACCCGGAUUCUCUGGCCCACUGUGUGAAAAUAAGUGCGAUCCAGAAGACAGCCAAUUAGAAUCUGCUGAUUGCGAAUCGGAUGAGACAAGGUGUCCCCAAGGCUACAAGGGUCAACGCUGUGACAUACCGAUUUGUACCAAAGGAUGUCAAAAUGGUGAUUGCGUUGACCCUGAUACUUGCAGAUGCCAUCAGGGUUGGACGGGAGAAGACUGUAGCGUCUGUCAAGUCUAUCCAGGUUGCAAACACGGUUCAUGCUCCUUCGACCCGAAGAAAAAUCGCCAGCUUCCCUUCACGUGCUUCUGCGAGGAUGGUUGGGGUGGAAUGCUUUGUGAUAUAGAUCUUCAAUUCUGUCAGAAUAAUAAGGGAGUUUGCAAGAACAAUGGGAAAUGUGAAAAUGUCAGAAGCCCCAGUGGUCAGCCCUACCGUUGCAUCUGCCUGCCCGGUUUCCGAGGUGACCACUGUGAGAUGAUGCAACUCGACUGUCUCAGCCAUGGCUGCCGCAACGGUGGCCAGUGUACCCAGCACAUGGAUGGACAGACCCGAUGCAUUUGCCCAAAGGGUUACUAUGGCAAUUUGUGCGAAUUCAAUCAGACAGUUUGCUCAGAGCAUCCCUGUCAAGCCGCCAAUUCAGUUUGCCAUCCAUUAUCCCGACCGAAAAAUGGGCGACAGUUCUACUGUGCGUGCCCACCCGGCUAUACUGGAGAGAAUUGCGAAAUCAACGUUGAUGACUGUGCAUCAGAGCCCUGCCGAAAUGGAGCAUUUUGUGAAGAUCUUAUCAGCAGUUACCGAUGCAUCUGCCCGUCUGGUUUCUCCGGGAUUUGGUGCGAAAAUCGUGAAGUUGAAUGUCCUCCAAACACUUGCUCGAAGGGCUCUACAUGCUACAAAACUAAAGACGGCACUUUUAAGUGUUCUCCCAUAAAGCCUUUAACCUCGGAUAAGGGCAGUAUUGUCAUGGUUCAUUUGCAGCCCUCCUUCCUCAGUCUUACAAUUGGCAUUCCCGUUGCUGUCGCACUCUCCGGUCUUGUCCUAGCCAUCGCCGUAUGUCUCUUCAUGGCAGCCUGCCUAUGGAGACGUGAAAAGACUCAAUCAAAAAGAAAGCCACCCCCGCAAAACUUUUCCCCUAAAUUUCAACUAGAAGAAGACAUGAACGGCUAUGCCUCGGAAACUUCUACCGUUUGGUCGGCCUACGAACCACUCAAUUCACUGCGCUCUGAUGAGACCACAUUACCCAAGCUUUCCCUUUACCCAAAACUCAAAGGAGAGGACAAGAUAAAACACUUAGAACCCUCAUUGUACCACCAACAGCGGUACUGUGAAGCGCCGUCGAAUCGUCCCUUCUCAACUGUCCUUUCUUCUACGUCUACUUAUGAAACACCCUGCAGCUAUGAGGACACCAGUGUACCCACACUACCUCCACGGCCCUCGAGGAUCGGUUCAAUCAUCGCCUAUCCACCCACCUUCCUCCGACCCAUCCUCUACCCCUUUGCUCCGCAGGCAACAUUUCCCGGUCAGCGUUUCACCAAAUCGCCAACUGAUUUGGCCUAUACCACGCUCACUGAAGAUAAUAAAAGGUAA
Echinococcus granulosus is the source of this 2349-nucleotide messenger RNA. RefSeq names its product Delta-like protein D. The record is from RefSeq and is a predicted model, not a curated record. Gene Ontology annotation, biological process: heterophilic cell-cell adhesion; establishment or maintenance of epithelial cell apical/basal polarity; Notch signaling pathway. Gene Ontology annotation, cellular component: protein-containing complex; plasma membrane. The transcript is spliced from 12 exons. Gene Ontology annotation, molecular function: calcium ion binding. NCBI's taxonomy places the organism in Eukaryota, Metazoa, Platyhelminthes, Cestoda, Cyclophyllidea, Taeniidae. Bases 1 to 2349 code for a protein of 782 amino acids.